AUGGGUUGUGUUGUUUGUGGCGGUGCGGUGGCGGUGUGUGGUAGUAGUGUUGGGGUGAAUGGGGAGGACGUCUAUUUCGCAGACUGCGUCAACCUCUUCUCAGAUGCAUCCUGCAGCAUGCCGCGUGGAUCUGCCACGCUUGGAAGACUGCCGCAAACCCGCUAUUGUCUGCGAUCCACCCAAACCUGCGCAGCAGCCCCCGAUUUCCAGGAAGCGUAUUCCUUUGACUGCCAGAAAGACAACAGCUCCAGCAUCAAGAUAUGGACACGCACCACACACUGUUCCCCAGAUACGCCAAACUUUAACGUGACAGUGCGCGCGGGCGAGUGCGUGUUCGCCUUUACCGACACGCGGCCGCCAACGGGCCCCGUGUAUGUGCGCCUGGAGUGCGACGUCGAAGUGCGCGAGAGUGAGACGCGGUCGUUCCUGGUGUCCUUUGGCAUCAACGCCGUGCUCGCCGUGCUGCUGCUCACCCUCUUCUGCUGCCUUCGCCACCGCCUGCCGCACUUGUACGAGACGCGCGUCGAGGAAAUAGAUGACAUCGGAAACCUCGCCCCCAACAACCCACCACAGCCGGGCUACUUUGGCUGGCUCACCACCUCCUUCCGUCUCACGGAUCAGCAGAUGUUUGAGCAGUGCGGGCUGGACGGGCUGAUGUACACACUUCUCUUCCGCACGCUCCUCAAGGCGUUUGCCGCGUGCUUCGUGCUCACUGCCAUCAUCAUAUUGCCCGUCAACGCGCACGGCGGACUUGGCCUCACUGGUGUUGAUGGCCUGUCCAUCGCCAACGUGUCAGACGGCAACCAGAGCCUCAAUGCGCACCUCAUCCUCACGGUCGUGUACAGCGUCAUCAUCAUGUAUGCGCUCCGACACUCGUACAGGAAGUACACCAAGUUCCGCUACCGCUACCUCGCCACAGCGCACGCCAACAACUACGCUGUUCUCGUGCGCGACAUUCCGCCCGAUGUUCCCACAGAUGCAGCCGUUCUCGACUACUUCAGAUCAAUGCACGAGGGAGCCGAGCAGGUGACGCGGUUUGUGGACGUGAAGGACCUCCCAGCCAUCACAAAGAAGCGAAAGCAGGCGCGAAAGCAGCUUGAGCGGGCGCUGCAUAAGCAGGAGCAGGGCGGGGAGGCGACGAUGCGGCGUGGCGGGUGUCUCGGCUGCGGUGGUGACGUUGUCGAUGCAGUUCACCACUGGCAGACGGAACUCAACACGCUCAACGACACGUAUGCGCGGCGGCUGCGCGAGGUAACGGAAUCUCCGUCCUAUCUUCCGAGCGCAAUCGUCACGUUCAAGACUGUCAAGGACGCCACGAUUGCAUCACAGGUGCGCCACUCGCGCGUGCCGUUUACCUGGACGAUUGAUCUGGCGGCAGAGGCCCGCGACCUGCUGUGGUCGAACCUGGCACUGCCCCACACGGCCCGUCUCUCCCGCUCCGUCGCAGUCACCAUCGUCACCAUCAUUCUCAUGAUUGUGUGGACCAUCCCAGUGUCGUUUGUCAUUUCUCUCUUCUCGCUGCAGUCGCUGUCGCGUGUCAUUCCCCAGCUGAAAACCUACGUUGCCAACAGCUCUGUCAUUGGCGGGUUUGUCGAGGGCUUCCUUGCCUCUAUCAUCCUGCUCAUCAUCAUGGCGCUGAUCCCGUCCGUUAUGCGCUGGCUGUCGCAUCUGGAGGGCCACCCGACAGAGAGCUGCGUUGGCCGCGCCAGCACCGUCAAGCUCUUCUGGUUCCAGGUCGUGAACAUCUUCCUUGUGUCUCUCGUCUUCGGCAGCGUGCUGCCGAUUCUUGAUGACCUUCGGGACAACCCUGGGCAGCUGAUUGAUCUGCUUGGCGGCAGCGUGCCACGCACGGGCCUCUUCUUCACCUCGUUCGUCAUGGUCAGGGCGUGUGUUGGGUAUCCUGUGCAGCUGCUGCGGGUGGCGGAAGCGCUCGUGUCGUUUUUCUCGUAUGUCUUCUUCUCCGCAACGCCCGCAGAACGCAACGAGGCGUUCAAGGCGAUCCACUUUGACAUCCCAGCGUACAUCUCAGCGGAUAUGCUUGUGAUUUUGGUUGGCAUGACGUUCAGCAACGUCAACCCCAUUAUCGUGCCGUUCUUCCUGCUGUAUCUUGCACUCGGUUACAUCACCAACCGCUACCUCCUCUUCUUCGUGUACAAGCAGCGAUAUGACAGUGGCGGGCAGCUGUGGCCGCUGAUCUUCAACCAGCUGAUGAUGUGUUUGAUCAUCUCCCAAAUCGCUGUUGCAGCCGUGCUCGCCGUCAAGACAAUGAUCGUCCAAGCGUGCUUGCUGCUGGUGCUCGUUAUGGCCACUGGUGUGUUCUGGUACUACAUGCACACUGGGCGCGGCCAGGUUGGCAAUGACCUUGCGCUGGAAGUGGCCGUGAGCGUGGACUCUCCAAUGCCUUCAGACUUGGCCCGCACAUACAAGCAGCCUGAGCUGAAGGAGGAAGUGGCCAUGAAGCCUCGGCACGGGCCAGCGCGAGCCGCCAAAGUGCACCCGACAACCACGGCGCACGCGAGACCGAAGAAGCAAGCAACGGGUCGGAAAGGUGGAGAGGCAUCCCCGUUGCUGCCAACAAGAGCGACACCCGAUUCUCGGCACCGCACGGGCUCAGACUACCUCCUGUACACCACAAACAACUCGGACAACGCAGCAUCCGAGGCGCAGGAAGCCUGACACCAACACCUCUGCUUGCUUUUUCGUUAAUGGCACACAUAAAUUUCCUCUUCAGUGUGCACUUCAUGCACGUGGAAGCAGAUUCAAGC
Salpingoeca rosetta is the source of this 2765-nucleotide messenger RNA. RefSeq lists its product as uncharacterized. Gene Ontology annotation, molecular function: calcium-activated cation channel activity. Lineage: Eukaryota; Choanoflagellata; Craspedida; Salpingoecidae. The record is from RefSeq and is a predicted model, not a curated record. Gene Ontology annotation, cellular component: plasma membrane. The transcript has 21 exons. The coding region runs from base 1 to 2676 and encodes 891 amino acids.